CUUGACCGUCCUUUUUUUUACUAUGGUAUUUAUCGGUUUUCGAUUAGUCCCGGUUUUCAGAUUGACGAGAACAUUCGCAACCUAUUCAGUAGCUAUGACUUCUAACAGAGGAUUAGUUUUGGGUAUUUAUGAGCCUACUUCCGAAAAUGAAAUUCCUUUAACUGAUGCAGCAAAGGAAGUAAACGAUAAAACUUCUUCGAAAUUGCUUAACCUGGUUAAACAAUCUAAUUUGGCCUCUAAGAAAGGAAAAAGCCGUGUUUUCUAUGGCCUCCAUGAAAAUUAUCCAGCAAUUGCUGUUGUUUCAUUGGGAAAAAAGGGAGCUGGCUACAAUCCUCUCGAAGAAGUUGACGAGAGCAAGGAGAACAUUAGAGCAGCCAUUGCUACAGGUGUUCGAUCUCUAAACGAAGCCGGUUUCAACGACAUUCAAGUUGAUCCGUGCUCGAAUGCUCAAGCCGCUGCUGAAGCAGCUACUCUUUGCACAUAUGUUUACGAUGAAUUGAAAGCGGAGAAGAAGCCUGCUCCAAAAGUAAGAUGCUACCUUGAAAACAGCUGUAGUCAUUGGAAGAGAGGUACCGUUUUGGCUGAAGCUCAAAACUUUGCUCGUCGCUUGAUGGAAACUCCGGCAAAUGUAAUGACCCCAACCAGAAUAGGAGAAUUGGUAAAAGAACACAUCGGAAAAUUGAAGAAUGUUAAAGUACAAGUUCACGAUCGGGAAUGGGCUGAAAGUCAUAAAAUGGGAAGUUACUUGAGCGUUACCAAUGGAUCAGUUGAACCUCCAAAAUUCGUCGAAAUUGAAUACAAAGGCGGUAAUGAGGGAGAUCAAUGCAUUGCACUUGUCGGAAAGGGUAUUACUUUUGAUGCCGGUGGUAUUUCCUUGAAACCUCCUGCGAACAUGGACGCCAUGAGAGCUGAUAUGGGAGGUGCAGCAUGCGUUUUGGCAAGCGCAUAUGCAGCUGCUAGAUUAGAAAUCCCUAUAAACUUGAGAGUUUUCACUCCCUGUUGUGAAAACUUGCCUUCGGGAUCUGCAACCAAACCUGGUGAUGUUGUAACAGCUAUGAAUGGUAAAACUAUUCAAGUUGAUAAUACAGAUGCCGAAGGGCGUCUUGUCCUUGCUGAUGCCCUAUGUUAUGCUCAGACCUUUAAACCAAAGGCAAUUAUCGAUAUGGCUACUUUAACUGGCGCGAUGAUGGUUGCUUUGGGUGCUGGGGCUGCAGGUGUGUUUACAAAUUCUGAUAAACUAUGGACCAGAAUGCAUGAGGCUGGGAAAUCAACGGGAGAUAGAGUUUGGCGUAUGCCAUUAUUCAAUCUCUACAAAAAGCAAAUAAAUGACUGCCAAUUAGCUGACAUAAACAAUAUUGGAUCAGCUGGCCGUAACGCUGGUUCAUGCACGGCAGCUGCAUUUUUGAAGGCGGGUAAACAAACGGGAGACCGCGUCUGGAGAAUGCCGUUGUGGAAAUGUUAUACAGAAACAAUGAGAGACAGUCAAUUGGCUGACUUAUUGAACAGCACUAUCUCAACUGGUGUUAAAGGUGGUGGCUCUUGUUUAGCUGCCGCUUUCCUUAAGGAAUUCGUUGAGCAUGAUCAAUGGAUGCAUAUGGAUAUUGCUGGUGUCAUGUCUAACAAAGGCGAAGUUUCGUAUUUAACUAAAGGAAUGGCCGGUAGACCAACGAGAACCGUUGUUGAAUUUCUUCAAGCUGUUGCUGAUGGCAAAUAA
This is a messenger RNA of Dimorphilus gyrociliatus, 1714 nucleotides long. NCBI's taxonomy places the organism in Eukaryota, Metazoa, Annelida, Polychaeta, Dinophilidae. The record is from the annotation of a GenBank genome assembly.